Messenger RNA from Aricia agestis (brown argus), 2830 nucleotides. RefSeq names its product U2 snRNP-associated SURP motif-containing protein. Gene Ontology annotation, cellular component: nucleus. Bases 173 to 2809 code for a protein of 878 amino acids. Lineage: Eukaryota; Metazoa; Arthropoda; Insecta; Lepidoptera; Lycaenidae. The transcript is spliced from 17 exons. Gene Ontology annotation, biological process: RNA processing. Gene Ontology annotation, molecular function: RNA binding. The record is from RefSeq and is a predicted model, not a curated record.
AUGUCAAACACCGUCAAACCACGAUUUGAGGUUAUGUAUUCCAAAAUAAAAAUAUUAUAAAGAAUCACAAAACAACGAUGUUACAUGUUUUGUAACAAAAUUAAUGUAGCUACCAAGUAAUAAUAAUAUGUAGUAUGUUGUGUAAGUGUUUGUAAGUAAAAUUUUUUGAGAAAUGGCAGGCCGAGGCUUAUCUAAAAAGGAACUCGAAGAGCUUCGAAAGAAGGAAGAAGAGGAGGCAGCGGCCCAUGUUUUCAAAGAAUUUGUGGAAACUUUCCAAGAUGUACCCAGCACUACUUCUAAAGUCUGGGUCAAAGCAGGCACAUAUGACGCAGGAGCUAGGAAGGAAGAUACCUCAGAGAAGGGGAAACUAUACAAGCCCGUCUCCCGGCUAGACGAGAAGAGAACAGUCACUGAGGCAGAAAUUGUGAGGACUCUAGCCAGUCCCAGACAUGAGCCCCCCGGCCGACCUAGGAACAAAAAGAGUGGAGAUAAGAAGAAAAGUAAUUUAGAACUCUUUAAAGAGGAAUUGAGACAAAUACAAGAAGAACGUUCUGAGCGUCACAAGUACAAGAAUGUUUUGCGGGACAAGGGCAUGCCGGUGGAGCCCGCUCUGGACAUGCUGCCAGACGUGGGCUCCUACGACACCGGUGACCCCAACACCACCAACUUGUAUCUCGGCAAUCUUAACCCCAAGAUAACAGAGCAGCAGCUGAUGGAGAUAUUCGGUCGGUACGGGCCGCUCGCCAGCAUCAAGAUCAUGUGGCCGCGCUCGGACGAGGAAAAGGCGCGCGGCCGGAACUGCGGCUUCGUCGCCUUCAUGUCGCGCAAGGACGGCGAGCGCGCGCUCCGGAACAUCAACGGCAAGGAGAUAAUGAACUACGAGAUGAAGCUGGGCUGGGGCAAGGCGGUGGUGAUCCCGCCCGUGCCCAUCUACAUCCCGCCCGUCCUGCAGCAGCCCUGCCGCCCGCCGCCGCCUUCCGGCUUGCCCUUCAACGCGCAACCGCCCAAGCACCUCGCUGACAAGAUUCCCCGCGUGCGGCCCGGAGACCACUACCCCAGCGACCCGGAAGACAAGGAGAAGUAUGAACAGAUCCUCGCUCAAUCUAUUGUGAAAGUGGUGGUUCCUACAGAAAGAAACAUCCUAAUGCUGAUCCACCGCAUGGUGGAGUUCGUGAUCCGCGAGGGGCCGAUGUUCGAGGCGAUCAUCAUGAACAAGGAGCUCAACAACCCCUACUUCCGGUUCCUGUUCGAGAACCAGUCGCCCGCCCACGUCUACUACCGCUGGAAGCUGUACUCCAUGCUGCAGGGCGACUCGCCCAAGCUCUGGAGCCUCGACGACUUCCGGAUGUUUAAAGGCGGGUCGGUGUGGCGGCCGCCGGUGCUGAACAUGUAUACGGCGGGCAUGCCCGACGACCUGCUGGACGACGAGCCCGCCGACAACAUCCGCGGGACGCUCUCCAACAAUCAGCGCGACCGGCUGGAGGAGCUGGUGCGCGGUCUGACGGCGUCGCGGCGCGCGGUGGGCGAGGCCAUGGCGUGGUGUCUCGAGCACGCGGAGGCGGCGGGCGAGGUGGCGGCCUGCGUCGCGGAGUCGCUCGCGCAGCCGCACACGCGCCCGCAGCGCCGCGUCGCGCGACUCUACCUGCUGUCCGACGUGCUGCACAACGCCGGCGCCAAGCUCACCAACGCCAGUGCAUACCGCGCCGCGUUCCAGUCGCGGCUGGUGGACAUAAUGCGUCACAUGCAUGCGGCGUGGGCGGCGCUGGAGGGGCGGAGCGCGCGGGAGGGGUUCCGCACGCGUGUCACCCGCGUGCUGCAGGCCUGGGCCGACUGGGCCGUCUACCCCACUGACUUCCUAGUUCACAUCAAUGACGUCUUCCUGGGAUUGGACAAGGAGGGCGGUGCUGGGGGUGCGGAGGGCGAGGCGGCGGGGGCGGCGUCGCCGACGGGGUCCGCGGGCUCGGCGGAGUCGGGCGGGUCGGGGCCGCUGGACGGCGCGGCGCUGCGCCGCCUGGCCGAGCUGCGUCCGCGCCUGCCCGACCCGUUGCCGGAUAUAGAUGGCGUGCCCGUGGAGGAGGACAUCGACGGCGUGCCGCUGGAGGCGGAGUGCGGGGCGGGGGCGGGGGCGGGCGAGGGGGCGGGGCCGGGGGCUGCGGGCUUCGUCCCGUCGCGCUGGGAGAGCGUCGAGCCCGCCGACGAGCGCCGCUCGCCCGAGCUCGAAGCGCCCACCACGCCGCUGACACCGCACAGUGCGGGGGCAGAGUCGCCGCUGCGGGGUGGGGCGGGGGCGGCGUCGGGGGCGGGGCGCGGCGAGGAGGCGGUGCUGCGGCGCGAGACGCUGCGCGAGAUCGAGGUGCGCGUGCUCAAGUACGGCGACGAGCUGGAGGGGGGGCUGCGGCCGCGACGCGCGCGCCUGCCCAUCGCCGCGCAGGUGCAGCACUACAGGCGGAAACUCAUUAAGAAGGCGAUCCGCGAGGCGAAGGAGGAGGCGGCCGGGGGUGGGGCCGGGGGGGCGCGCUCGCCCGAAGACGACACCUCCACCACCAGCAAGAAGUCGAAGAAGUCGCGCGAGCCCACGCUGUCGCCGCCGCCCAAGCGCUCGCGACACAGUGAGCGUAAGAGUAGAUCGCGGUCGCGGUCGCGCGAAAGGGAUCGCGACAGAUCGCGCGACCACGAGCGAGACAGAGACAGGGAUAGAGAGCGCGAGCGGGAGCGGGACAGAGAUAGGGGGCGGGACCGGGACAGACGACGCUCGCCCGCCACGCCGCCGCACGCGCGCAAACACAAGCACGCCAAAUACAAAUACUGAAUAAAUCAUCACUGAAUAUAA